AUGAGGUUGACAAACUCUGCCGGGCUCGCUCUUGGGCUUGUCGAAUUAGCCAGUGCAACCAAGUAUGGCUACAAUCAACGCACCGUCAAUCGCGAUUCUGAGAUUGUUGAGAAGGCCUUUCCAGAUGUCGACGUUGAACUUUAUUCCCCUGCAUUCUUGACUCCCGAGAUUCGUCUCGAUGGCUUCAAAAAUGGAACACAGGGACCUACAUCUCAUGAGGAUGUGGAUGCCUUCUUGCAGGAACUUGCGGACAAGAACACAUAUAUGACCUACAAGACGGCCAAUUUUACCUCAGAAGAGGGCCGCCAGUUCCCUUACAUUUAUUUAUCAAGCAAGUCCAGCAACUCCACAUCUCGUCGCAGAGACUCUACAGGAAAAGUCCGCAUCUGGAUCCAGGGCUCAGUUCACGGCGACGAACCUGCUGGGGAUGAGUCUACACAGGCCCUUCUUGGGAAAUUUGACAACGACCCUGAUUGGGCGGACGCUAUCCUCAGCAAGGCUGAAUUGGUUAUCCUGCCACGCUAUAACCCAGACGGAGAAUACUAUUUCCAGCGUACGCUGGCAACCAACUUUGAUCCCAACCGCGACCACGUCAAGCUAGCUCGCCAGCAGACUCGCAACAUCAAGCAGCUCCAGAAUGAGUUCAGCCCUCACGUUGUGGUGGAUAUGCACGAGUACGGAGCGUCGAGCACAUUCGGCAAUGGGAAGUACGUCCACGCUUCGGAUGGUCUAUUCUCGGCAGCUAAAAAUCUCAACAUCCACAAGGAUAUUCGAGCACUCUCUGAGGAACUCUUUGCCGUCAACAUCGCGAAGGACAUGGAGGCUGCUGGGCUUCGAACGGAGCCCUACGUCACAGGGUCCUCCUCAUCUAGUUCUGAAUAUGUCGCUACCUUUGAUGAAGCCGGGACCGACGCUAAGAUCGGGCGCAAUGCCAUGGGGCUCACUCAAGCCGUUGUCUUUCUUCUGGAAAUGCGAGGUAUUGGACUAGCAGACCAGGAGUUCCAGCGCCGCACUGCCGCAGGGUUUACCAUGCUCAGCAGCAUUGUCCAGACCGCCGCCGACAAUGCAGAAGAAGUUUUCAGCACCAUCGAGGGCGGUAUUGAGAAGUUCAUCAGCUCAUCGGAUGAAAUUGUCGUGACAGACUCUAGCGAGACAUCUAUCCGACAAUUCUCCUUCGUCGACAAGAGCACGGGUGAGGUUGUCAAGCAGCCCGUGCGCUUCUCCUCCACAACCCCCAGCCUUGCGAACCUCACACGCUCGCGCCCCGAGGCCUAUCUCAUCCCUGUCGCCUGGCCUGACCUCGCCGAGCGCCUCCGUGUCUAUGGCCUCGAGGUCCAAACCUUGUCUGAGCCCUGGAAGGGAACCGUGGAGGCACUCACCUUUACGUCGACGAAGCUGGCCACCAGCUAUUAUGAGGGUGUAGUUCGCGUGACGAGUACCACUGAGGCCAGCCAGCGAGAGAUAGAGCUGCCCGCGGGUAGCUUCCUCGUCAGCACGAAGCAGAAGAACGCCGGCCUCGCAUUUGUCGCCCUGGAGCCUGAGAAUAUUGAUUCAUACGUCACCUUCAACAUUGUUCCUGUGGAAGAGGGGGACGAGUACCCCAUCUUCAGAUUGCUCGCGUAA
This is a messenger RNA of Clonostachys rhizophaga, 1623 nucleotides long. The record is from the annotation of a GenBank genome assembly. NCBI's taxonomy places the organism in Eukaryota, Fungi, Ascomycota, Sordariomycetes, Hypocreales, Bionectriaceae.